Molecule: messenger RNA, 2612 nt
Organism: Lutra lutra (Eurasian river otter)
Lineage: Eukaryota; Metazoa; Chordata; Mammalia; Carnivora; Mustelidae
Gene: FOXS1
Product: forkhead box S1
Exons: 1
Coding region: 895-2352 (485 amino acids)
Biological process (GO): cell differentiation; anatomical structure morphogenesis; regulation of transcription by RNA polymerase II
Molecular function (GO): DNA-binding transcription factor activity, RNA polymerase II-specific; RNA polymerase II cis-regulatory region sequence-specific DNA binding
Source: RefSeq, a predicted model, not a curated record
AAAAAAAAGAAGAAGAAGAAGAAGCCAUGAAGGCCUGCAGAGCAGGGUUGCUCCAAGGAGUCAAUGCAGAGAGAGAAGGCUAGUUGUCGGGCGGCUGACAUGGAGAGUGGCACACAGUAGGUGUCCUCUGACUUGGGAACGUAUGGGUAGGAGAACAUGGGAGUAGGCUACCCCCGCCUCCAGAAGACCUGACUGUCCUAGGCUUCGCUGGCCCAAGGCUGCGGCUGAUGGGGAGCCUCAGUUCAGAGUGAUAAUCCUGAGUCAUGUCCAAACCCUUACUCUGCGCUAAACUCUUGGAGGGUGCUGGAUGCUGUGUAAGGGGGCCUGUGGCCUCCUCACCACAGUACGGACAGCUGAAGGGUCGCCAGCUCCAGUUUAGAAGUGGGAAACUGAGGCUCAGCCAAAGUCAGGGACUUGCUUCAAACAUCUGGGGGAGUAGUGGGGGAAUGGCUCUGCCCAGAUGGAUGUCCUUCCCACAUCAGUCACUAGAGGGCGCUAAUGCUCACCAUAAACAGAGCUAAGAGGGUAAGAAUUGUGAGACCCCAGGUGCUGCACCCUGCUGGGAGUAGAAAGUAGACCCCCAGGCCUGAAAGAAAGAGAGGAGAAAAGGGGAGCUGGAGGUGGGGGCUUGAGGACCCCUGGGGCUUUUCCCACUGGGGGAGCCCCAUUCUCCAGCUCACCCCUUUGAAUCUACCUGUCUAGUCUCUCUCCUCAGCGUGCGUCUGUCUGUCUGCCCUGGAUCUCUUGUGUCUGUUUUGUGUCUCUCUCUGCAUCUUCCUCUCUCACUCUCUCUCCGUACACGGAUUUCUCUCCGUGAUUCUUUCUCUGUGCUGUGUGUGCGUGUCUGGCUCGGUGUGUCUCUGUUCUUUCUGCCUCGGCUUCAUCUCUCUGAGUAUGUCUCUGCCUUCACAGUUUGUCUUGUUAUGUCUCUCCCUCUCUGUGUCUUUCUCUCUGGUUUUCACGGGCUCUGUCUUUUUUUGUUUCUCUGUCUCUGUCUCGCUCAGUUGCCUGUCCUGUCCCUCGCAGCCACCACCACCCAGCACAUGGGGGCUCUGGAUCUCGGUCCCUUCCCUCCUAUCUCCUCUCCCCAGGCAGCAGGCUCACAAGCUUCCCAGUCCUGGCCUCCCUGCCCGCCCCUCUCAGGCCUGCGGGGAAGGGGGGCAAGGGAGGAAGGGAGGGCAGCCCGGUGGGCCCACCCCUUUUUGCCUUUCCAGGCUGGGAGGCUGGGCCAGUGGGCCUUUUAACAGGCCCCGGGCAGGCUGUGCCGGGCGGACACCAGCUCCAGACGCCGGGUGCCUGGCCCCUCCGUGGUCCCAGCAGCCGCCAGCCCGGCCAGCCCGGCCAGCCCGGCCCAGCAUGCAGCAGCAACAGUCCCUACCCGGGCCCUUGGCCCCCGGGGCCGAGCCGACCAAGCCCCCCUACAGCUACAUAGCUCUGAUCGCCAUGGCCAUCCAGAGCUCCCCGGGUCAGCGGGCCACACUCAGUGGCAUUUACCGCUACAUCAUGGGCCGCUUCGCCUUCUACCGCCACAACCGGCCCGGCUGGCAGAAUAGCAUCCGCCACAACCUGUCGCUCAAUGAGUGCUUCGUCAAGGUGCCCCGCGAUGACCGCAAGCCGGGCAAGGGCAGCUACUGGACGCUGGACCCCGACUGCCACGACAUGUUUGAACACGGCAGCUUCCUGCGCCGACGCCGACGCUUCACCCGGCGAGCAGGUGCCGAGGGAACCAAGGGCCCUGCCAAGCCACGCCGUGGACCCCUCCGAGUGGGCAGCCAGGAUCCAGGAGCCCCCGACGCCUUGACUGGCAGGCAGUGCCCAUUCCCACCAGAGCUGCCAGAGCCCAAGGGCCUAAGCUUUGGGGGUCUGCUAGGGGCCUUGCCAGCUACCAUGUGCUCUGCAACCCCGGAUGCCGGGCCCCGGCCGCCCACAGAGCUCAAAGAGAUGCCUGCACCUAAGCCUGCAGGCCCGGGGGAGCUCCCUGUGGCCCCCUCGUCUUCCCCAUGCCCAGCGUUUGGCUUUCCUGUGGGCUUCUCUGAGGCCGAAGGUUUUAGCAAGACCCCCACGCCCAUCUUGACCCCAGAGGCGGGCAUCGGGGGCAGCUACCAGUGCCGGCUGCAGGCACUGAAUUUCUGCAUGGGGACCGAACCAGGCCUUGAGCACCUCUUGGCCUCAGCAGCCCCCUCUCCGGCACCACCCACCCCUCCAGCCUCACUGCGGGCCCCACUGCCCCUGCCAGCUGACCCCAAGGAACCUUGGGUCGCAGGCAGUUUCCCUGUCCAGGGAGGCUCCAGCUACCCACUAGGGCUGACCCCCUGCCUAUACCGGACACCAGGAAUGUUCUUCUUUGAGUGAAGUCAACGUGGCCUCGGGCAGUCCCUGCGGGGUCCCCCACCAACUACACCCUCCAGGCUGAGCCUGACUCAAGGAUCUGGGGAGCUUUCAAGGGACCCAGGCCUGGCAAGCCAACGAGCGGGACAGGAAGCCAAGAUUGGAGUAGUGAACACUCAGCCAGCCCCCGGGGCCUCCGGACAGACUUGAGGGAGAGGGGAGGCAGGGCCCUCUUGGGAUUUACUCUGUGGCUCUCAGGGCCAAUAAAACCAGUGUGACGAUGA